AUGGGAUCUUUCGGCGGAACGUACUUCAGGCCGAUCAAGUCUUCGGUAACUGGAAAGACGUACCGCGACCAGUGGAAGGAGUUUCCCGCGGACUGGUUCGAGGGAUUGGACGUGAAGAGGCAGGUGGCCAGUCCCACCUACUUGAACGCUGUCAACACUUACGGCGUCCACUGUGGUGGGGACUUGCACAUGUGGGAGUCGAGCGGAUGGAUAAAGGAGUGCGACCCCUACGGAUGGUUCCAGGUAUUCGGCCCCACUGGGAGAUGGCGGACACAGCUGUGUAACCGUAUCCUCAUCAAGGGCAGCGAGGUGGACGACACGACCGUGAGCCCUAAGAUUCGCCAGCUCAUGCAGCACUGGGGGUAUAGGAUAACCGACCCAGACCUCCAGCGGCAUGCCUUCAGGCAAAAGGCCAAGAAAGGUUGACUUGGCUCGUAUGCGAGUUGAAUUCGUCAUUUGUAGUUUUUAGUUAUGGCACACGGCUGUGGUGCUUGCAAGCGGGUUGACGGUUGUCGAAUUAUGGAGUCCGACGAUG
Molecule: messenger RNA, 535 nt
Organism: Ectocarpus siliculosus
Lineage: Eukaryota; Phaeophyceae; Ectocarpales; Ectocarpaceae
Source: the annotation of a GenBank genome assembly